Camellia sinensis is the source of this 1292-nucleotide messenger RNA. NCBI's taxonomy places the organism in Eukaryota, Viridiplantae, Streptophyta, Magnoliopsida, Ericales, Theaceae. The record is from RefSeq and is a predicted model, not a curated record.
UGUAAAGUCAGAAUUACUGAAUUAGAGAGUGAGAUCAAUAUGAAAGACGUACGGAUAUGUGAACUAGAACAGCGUGUGGAAACACUGGAGAAACUGCUCGGGCGGCACGCUGGGAAUUUGUUUGCAGACUUAAAUACUGUGAUUGUCGAUAAGGAUUCUGAAAUUGCUAGACUCAGCAAGCAAGUUGAUCGAUUGGAGACAAAAAUAAGCAAUUUGGAAGAUAGUCUUGAUGACCUUGAGGUGCACGAGGUCACACAAUUUGCUGUGAAUGAUGGAUCCAAUCAGCGAACACCGAGUAAUAGUCUGCCAGGGAAAGUGAGUGGGUCUGCCAAUGUGACGAGUUACGAAAGUGCACAGCAGUCUGCGUGUCCUGCAGGCCAACCCGAAGACGUGCAGAUCAACGAAUUAGAACUUGUUGUCAAUGAAACUGGGAUUGAAGAUUUGACAGAUGAUUUCGCAGAUGGGAUUGUACAUACAACUGUAGAAAGGGUUGAGGGUAGCUGCAGUCCCCUAAAUGCACAGAUAGUAGCUGGUGGCAAUGUAAAAGAUGGCGUAGCUGUCGUUUGUGUAGAAGGUCAUUGUGAACACACAGCAGCUACAACAAGUUCUGGGCCGAAAAUUACGUCACUUGUGAAAAGGGUGAAGAACAAGGCAAGACGGGAAUUUAGGUUAUCAUACUACGAAUAUCCCGGCAUAUUUGGGCGUUCACAGGUAAACACCAAUGUCAGACUUGGUAAAUCAUUUGAGCCCGGGGUGAUAUACAGUGUUGAGGACGUUGAGGUGCAACGUAAAACCUAGAAUGGCUUCGGUUUGAAUAGGCGGCACACUGUGUGGAACAUGCUGAAGGAUGAAGACAGGGAACUACUACAAAGAAUGUACACUUUAGAGGGGGACGGGUAGGUUCGGAUGGAAUGUUGUAUUCUUUGACAUGUACAACUUGUAAAACUAUGUUCUAUGGUGGUUCUUAAUUUUGGUUUACGGUGUGCAAGUUAAUAGUAUGGGAUGGUGGACACAAUGGAAUACAAGUUCAUUUCACGGACAUCAAAGAUUGGGUGCAGUGGAACUCCAUACACGGCAAUGUAAUCGAUGCAUACGCUGCAAUGUUGACUGAAAUGCAUAAGAUGGUAUCUGGAAGGGCAGAAUAUGUUGGGACAUCGUACAUUUACACUAGUGUUUGUUCAGUAUGUAUCUUCACCUUUGUUUGAUUGCCCGAAAUCUAAAAAUAAUAUUUGCAUAAUGAAACCUGAUACGACUGCAGCGGUUUUGGACAAUUGUGCAGGAUAUGAUGCGAA